Betta splendens (Siamese fighting fish) is the source of this 854-nucleotide messenger RNA. It is a transcript of the gene lsm1, whose product is annotated as LSM1, U6 small nuclear RNA associated. Gene Ontology annotation, molecular function: RNA cap binding. The record is from RefSeq and is a predicted model, not a curated record. Gene Ontology annotation, cellular component: P-body; Lsm1-7-Pat1 complex. Gene Ontology annotation, biological process: deadenylation-dependent decapping of nuclear-transcribed mRNA. NCBI's taxonomy places the organism in Eukaryota, Metazoa, Chordata, Actinopteri, Anabantiformes, Osphronemidae. The transcript is spliced from 4 exons. Bases 120 to 521 code for a protein of 133 amino acids.
GGGCAUGUAUAAAGACACUUCCUGUGCUCUUCCUAAAAGGAACAUAUUUUGAAACAUUCAUGGCUUGACGAUAUAUAAAGACACAAAGCAAUUUAAAAAAAAAAUCACAUUAUACCAAGAUGAACUACGUACCGGGGACAGCGAGCCUCAUUGACGACAUCGACAAGAAACACCUGGUGCUGCUCCGUGACGGGAGAACGCUGAUCGGUUACCUCAGAAGCAUUGACCAGUUUGCCAAUUUAGUUUUUCAUCAGACAGUCGAGCGCAUCCACGUGGGGAAGAAAUUUGGAGACAUCCCCAGAGGAAUAUUCAUCGUGAGAGGAGAGAACGUGGUCCUGCUGGGAGAGAUAGACGUGGAUAAGCCCUGUGACACCGUCCUGCAACAGGUGUCCAUUGAAGAGAUUCUGGAGGAGCAGCGGUUGCAGCAGCAAGCCAAACAAGAGAUGGAGAAGGUCAAGAUGCAGGUCCUGAAGGACCGAGGCCUUUCUAUCCCCAAAGCUGAUAACUUAGAUGAAUACUAACACCUUCUUAAUUUUUCUCUUUCUUAGUGUGUAUUGGACUGAUUGGUUUAAUGUGUAGUUUGAGAGAACAUGACCGUAUAUGUACGGUAGGAUACGGUUUGAAUUUAACGUUAGUAGCACAAAAAGUGUGAUGGCUGCUCUCAGUUUUUGCAGAUUAUGAAAGCAAAAUGAAAAAGAGAUCACUCUAUUGACAAUAUAGCAACUAUUCAACAGCAGCACUUUUGUUUUCUGUCACUAUGAUAUUGUAAAUCUUUUAUUUGGCAACCUGUGAGUGUGCUAUUGACAAAAUGCUUACAGUGCUUCAUUAAAAAAAAUAGUUUUUUCAUUAUGAAA